AUGGAGAGCACUUGGAGAAUUUGUGUUUGUUUCUACUGCUGCCUGCCCUGGCUCUCUGCUGGCACCCAGUGCUCCCCCCACUUCAGGGGCCGUGGGGAUUCGGACAAGGCCCCUGCCUUUUUGGAAGCUCCUGAGGGUGCUGCCAGUGAACUCAAUCCAGUGUUGCAGCUGCCCCAAGGUGCAAGGCGAGGCUAUGGCCCCCUGCCUCCCCUCCUCAAGGUGCUGUCUGAUCAGGGCCCCCAGAGCUGGGAUAGUGAGGUCCCCAGGCUGCAGCCAGACUCCAGGGCCCUCCGGUACAUGAAGAGGCUCUAUAAGAUGUCGGCCACCAAGGAGGGGAUCCCCAAGGCCCACAAAGGCCACCUCUAUAACACUGUCCGACUUUUCACUCCGUGUUUGGAAUGCAGGCGCCGCCACAGGGACCUGGUGAAAGGAGAUGUUCACUCGGUGGAUUUACUCUUCAACCUGGAUCGUGUUACUGCUCUGGAGCACUUACUCAAGUCUGUCUUGCUUUAUUCCUUUGACACAUCUGUUCCCAUUUCCUCUUCCAUCACUUUCAUAUGCCAUUUAUCCAUUAAGGAACAUGAUUCUGCCAGCCAAAUUUGUCCCAGCAUUUCCCACUCUCUAGCUUUUAGCCUGCACUUUGAAGUUAGAAAACGCAAGUGGGUGGAGAUCGACGUGACUUCUUUCCUCCAGCCUCUAAUUGCUACGAACAGGAGGAAUAUCCAUAUGGCUGUGAACUUCACUUGCCUCAUGGGUGACCCACAAAGGAGCACAAAACUGGAAAACCCUGUUAAUGUGACACUGGUUCCCCCUUCCCUUCUUCUGUAUCUGAAUGACACCAGUGAACAAGCUUAUCACGGGUGGAACUCACUUAGGCACGGGAGGAAGAGCCCAGUGCAGGUCAGGCAAAGGAACAGCCCGCUUGUGGAUCCUAUGGGUGACAAAGGAAAAGGGAAUUCCCAGGGCAAAAGGGCCUCUCGACAGCGAAGGAAUGAGAAUCUGAAAGCAGCACCAGCAACUUCACCUAAUAACUUGAGUGAAUAUUUCAAACAGUUUGUGUUCCCUCAAAAUGAAUGUGAGCUUCAUAACUUCCGCCUAAGCUUUAGCCAGCUAAAAUGGGACAAAUGGAUCAUCGCCCCGCACAGGUACAGCCCCCAGUACUGCCAGGGGGACUGCCCCCGGGCCGUGGGGCACAAGUACGGCUCUCCCGUGCACACCAUGGUGCAGAACCUCAUCUAUGAGAAGCUGGACCCCUCUGUCCCCAAGCCCUCCUGUGUCCCAGCCGAGUACAGCCCGCUCAGCGUCCUCACCAUCGAGCCCGAUGGCUCCAUUGUCUACAAGGAGUACGAGGACAUGAUCGCCACCAAGUGCACCUGUCGGUAGUGGUGUGCUCUGCUUCCACUCCAGUUUUGGGUAUUUCUGAGUUCUCAAAGUGUCUGUAGCUAUAAUCCACUGAAGAACGUUGGUGUAACCUGAUUGGGAUUUAGCAUGGAGUUAGCAGAAGGUGUUUACACCAUAGCACUUAUUUUUGUAGUCACUCAGCCUUUCUAGAA
Messenger RNA from Chiroxiphia lanceolata (lance-tailed manakin), 1553 nucleotides. RefSeq names its product growth differentiation factor 9 (gene GDF9). The coding region runs from base 1 to 1383 and encodes 460 amino acids. NCBI's taxonomy places the organism in Eukaryota, Metazoa, Chordata, Aves, Passeriformes, Pipridae. Gene Ontology annotation, molecular function: cytokine activity; growth factor activity. The transcript has 2 exons. Gene Ontology annotation, biological process: SMAD protein signal transduction; BMP signaling pathway. Gene Ontology annotation, cellular component: extracellular region. The record is from RefSeq and is a predicted model, not a curated record.